This is a messenger RNA of Anguilla anguilla (European eel), 5469 nucleotides long. Its product is annotated as flocculation protein FLO11-like. The record is from RefSeq and is a predicted model, not a curated record. The transcript has 35 exons. The coding region runs from base 1 to 4884 and encodes 1627 amino acids. Lineage: Eukaryota; Metazoa; Chordata; Actinopteri; Anguilliformes; Anguillidae.
AUGGCUUAUGAUGUAAUUUUCAGCAUCCGGUAUGGGAUUCUUUUUGAGCGGACAGAAGUGCGAUCAUUCAGUCGCAGACAAGAAGGGACAGCUGUAGAGGUGGCGCUGAUUUUCAACAGGACCAGUUCAGAAACAUUGCCCAGCACGGACAAUGUCGCGGAGACCUUGAUAAGAGCAGUGACGGACCCCAAUUCCACGUUGACAACUCAGUUCAAUGUUACUGUGGUGGUUGACUCCAUCCGCGUGCUAACUCCCACAUCUACCACUGGAUCCCCCUUGCCUGCAGCUACCACAACCGUUCCCACUCAAGUUCUAAUUCUUCAAACCACCCUGGAAGUUCCAUUCGUGCCUGCACUGGAAAACAGCCAGUCAACAGAAUAUCAAGUUUUAGCAACAACAGUCGUUGGAUUCUAUGAUGUAAUUUUCAGCAUCCGGUAUGGGAUUCUUUUUGAGCGGACAGAAGUGCGAUCAUUCAGUCGCAGAGAAGAAGGGACAGCUGUAGAGGUGGCGCUGAUUUUCAACAGGACCAGUUCAGAAACAUUGCCCAGCACGGACAAUGUCGCGGAGACCUUGAUAAGAGCAGUGACGGACCCCAAUUCCACGUUGACAACUCAGUUCAAUGUUACUGUGGUGGUUGACUCCAUCCGCGUGCUAACUCCCACAUCUACCACUGGAUCCCCCUUGCCUGCAGCUACCACAACCGUUCCCACUCAAGUUCUAAUUCUUCAGGCCACCCUGGAAGUUCCAUUCGUGCCUGCACUGGAAAACAGCCAGUCAACAGAAUAUCAAGUUUUAGCAACAACAGUCGUUGGAUUCUAUGAUGUCAUUUUCAGAAUCCGGUAUGGGAUUCUUUUUGAGCGGACAGAAGUGCGAUCAUUCAGUCGCAGAGAAGAAGGGACAGCUGUAGAGGUGGCGCUGAUUUUCAACAGGACCAGUUCAGAAACAUUGCCCAGCACGGACAAUGUCGCGGAGACCUUGAUAAGAGCAGUGACGGACCCCAAUUCCACGUUGACAACUCAGUUCAAUGUUACUGUGGUGGUUGACUCCAUCCGCGUGCUAACUCCCACAUCUACCACUGGAUCCCCCUUGCCUGCAGCUACCACAACCGUUCCCACUCAAGUUCUAAUUCUUCAAACCACCCUGGAAGUUCCAUUCGUGCCUGCACUGGAAAACAGCCAGUCAACAGAAUAUCAAGUUUUAGCAACAACAGUCGUUGGAUUCUAUGAUGUCAUUUUCAGAAUCCGGUAUGGGAUUCUUUUUGAGCGGACAGAAGUGCGAUCAUUCAGUCGCAGAGAAGAAGGGACAGCUGUAGAGGUGGCGCUGAUUUUCAACAGGACCAGUUCAGAAACAUUGCCCAGCACGGACAAUGUCGCGGAGACCUUGAUAAGAGCAGUGACGGACCCCAAUUCCACGUUGACAACUCAGUUCAAUGUUACUGUGGUGGUUGACUCCAUCCGCGUGCUAACUCCCACAUCUACCACUGGAUCCCCCUUGCCUGCAGCUACCACAACCGUUCCCACUCAAGUUCUAAUUCUUCAAACCACCCUGGAAGUUCCAUUCGUGCCUGCACUGGAAAACAGCCAGUCAACAGAAUAUCAAGUUUUAGCAACAACAGUCGUUGGAUUCUAUGAUGUCAUUUUCAGCAGCCGGUAUGGGCUUCUUUUUGAGCGGACAGAAGUGCGAUCAUUCAGUCGCAGAGAAGAAGGGACAGCUGUAGAGGUGGCGCUGAUUUUCAACAGGACCAGUUCAGAAACAUUGCCCAGCACGGACAAUGUCGCGGAGACCUUGAUAAGAGCAGUGACGGACCCCAAUUCCACGUUGACAACUCAGUUCAAUGUUACUGUGGUGGUUGACUCCAUCCGCGUGCUAACUCCCACAUCUACCACUGGAUCCCCCUUGCCUGCAGCUACCACAACCGUUCCCACUCAAGUUCUAAUUCUUCAAACCACCCUGGAAGUUCCAUUCGUGCCUGCACUGGAAAACAGCCAGUCAACAGAAUAUCAAGUUUUAGCAACAACAGUCGUUGGAUUCUAUGAUGUCAUUUUCAGCAGCCGGUAUGGGAUUCUUUUUGAGCGGACAGAAGUGCGAUCAUUCAGUCGCAGAGAAGAAGGGACAGCUGUAGAGGUGGCGCUGAUUUUCAACGGGACCAGUUCAGAAACAUUGCCCAGCACGGACGAUGUCGCGGAGACCUUGAUAAGAGCAGUGACGGACCCCGAUUCCACGUUAACAACUCAGUUCAAUGUUACUGUGGUGGUUGACUCCAUCCGCGUGCUAACUCCCACAUCUACCACUCCUGAGGUUCCUGCCACUGGAUCCCCCUUGCCUGCAGCUACCACAACCGUUGCAGCUACCACAACCGUUCCCACUCAAGUUCUAAUUCUUCAGGCCACCCUGGAAGUUCCGUUCGUGCCUGCACUGGAAAACAGCCAGUCAACAGAAUAUCAAGAUUUAGCAACAACAGUCAUUGGAUUCUAUGAUGCCAUUUUCAGCAGCCAAUAUGGGCUUCUUUUUGAGCGGACAGAAGUGCGAUCAUUCAGUCGCAGAGAAGAAGGGACAGCUGUAGAGGUGGCGCUGAUUUUCAACGGGACCAGUUCAGAAACAUUGCCCAGCACGGACGAUGUCGCGAAGACAUUGAUAAGAGCAGUGACGGACCCCGAUUCCACGUUAACAACUCAGUUCAAUGUUACUGUGGUGGUUGACUCCAUCCGCGUGCUAAAUCCCACAACAUCUACCACUUCUGAGGCUCCUUCCAAUGGAUCCACCGUGCCUGCAGCUAACACAAUAGCUCCAGUCACUGCAACUCCCACAGCCUUCACUUCCAUUGCAACAGGCGGAAUCAGCAACUCUGCUGGAAAUGCAACCACUGUUGCUGAUUCCAUCAGUCUGAUAAAUCCCACAACAUCUACCACUUCUGAUGCUCCUGCCACUGGAUCCACUGUUCCUGCAGCUAACACAAUAGCUCCAGUCAUUGCAACUCCCACAGCCUUCACUUCCAUUGCAACAGGCGGAAUCAGCAACUCUGCUGGAAAUGCAACCACUAUUGCUGAUUCCAUCAGUGUGAUAAAUCCCACAAAAUCUACCACUUCUGAGGCUCCUUCCAAUGGAUCCACCGUGCCUGCAGCUAACACAAUAGCUCCAGUCAUUGCAACUCCCACAGCCUUCACUUCCAUUGCAACAGGCGGAAUCAGCAACUCUGCUGGAAAUGCAACCACUAUUCCUGAUUCCAUCAGUGUGAUAAAUCCCACAAAAUCUACCACUUCUGAGGCUCCUUCCAAUGGAUCCACCGUGCCUGCAGCUAACACAAUAGCUCCAGUCACUGCAACUCCCACAGCCUUCACUUCCAUUGCAACAGGCGGAAUCAGCAACUCUGCUGGAAAUGCAACCACUAUUGCUGAUUCCAUCAGUGUGAUAAAUCCCACAAAAUCUACCACUUCUGAGGCUCCUUCCAAUGGAUCCACCGUGCCUGCAGCUAACACAAUAGCUCCAGUCAUUGCAACUCCCACAGCCUUCACUUCCAUUGCAACAGGCGGAAUCAGCAACUCUGCUGGAAAUGCAACCACUAUUGCUGAUUCCAUCAGUGUGAUAAAUCCCACAACAUCUACCACUUCUGAUGCUCCUGCCACUGGAUCCACUGUGCCUGCAGCUAACACAAUAGCUCCAGUCAUUGCAACUCCCACAGCCUUCACUUCCAUUGCAACAGGCGGAAUCAGCAACUCUGCUGGAAAUGCAACCACUAUUGCUGAUUCCAUCAGUGUGAUAAAUCCCACAACAUCUACCACUUCAAAGGCUCCUGCCACUGGAUCCACCGUGCCUGCAGCUACCACAACCACUACUCUCACUAGAACUACCACACACUUCACUACCACUAAAACAAGCAGAGGUAGUAACUCUGCUGUGAACACCACCACCAUUACAGCUACAAAUCGUCCUGCUCCCAUUUCAGUUUUAGUUCUGGAAGUGACCCUGGUAUUUCCAUUCGAGCCUGCACUGGAAGACAACCAGUCACCCCAAUUUAAGGCUUUAGCAGCACAAAUUGUUGCUUUGUUUGAUGCAGUUUACAGAGGAAGAUAUGGGCUUUUUUUCAUCAGAACUGUUGUCAGAGCAUUCAGGCCUCUUCGGGUCAGGAUGUUAGGAACAGAUGUGGAGGCAGACCUGAUUUUCAACACCACCAUGCCUGAAGCACUACCCAGCACUGAGGAUGUGAAGAAAACCUUGCAAAGUGCAGUGACCAACCCAAAUUCAACUAUAACGAGUGAAUUCAAUAUUACUGUAGUUGCCGAGUCCAUACAAGUGAUGAGUGUGAACACGUCUACAACACCCUCAACAAAACUGACAACAGCGAGUGUGGCCAAUGCUUCUACAACAACCAAAGUAAAACUGACAACAGCAAAAGCCACCACCAGAGCAACCACCACACCGUCCAGCGCCAAACCUGCGACUGCAGCACCCACCUCAGCCAGCACUGCUACCCCAAGUGCAAUUGUCCAGAUAGAGUUUACUUCAAGAGAAACAUUUGUGCCUGAUCUCUUAAAUCAAAAUUCAAAAGCUUUUCAAGCCAGAUCAAAACUCACCAAAGAACAGAUUGAACCGAUUUUCAGACGUGCAUUCAGUUCCUUCAUCCAAUUGAAUAUACGAAGUUUCAGGGAAGGAUCAAUUGUCACAAAUGCAGAUAUGACCUUCAAAUCUUCAGAAUCACUACCCAGCAAUGACCAAAUUCUCAGCACCCUCAGAAAUGCCAUCUUGAAUUCACAAAUCUCUUUUGACAUUGAUCCCGACUCCAUUAAACUGACAUCUGCGAUCUCCAGUGGAGUCUCCGAUAUGACCAGCGUGCUCACAGCCUCCUCUCUGGCCAUGGUGUCACUGCUGCUCUCCCACUGUUGGUAGACUCAACUGCAGACUACUCGCUGAGACGCUGCCAUUGGAAAAUAGACAUUAAAUGGAUAUAUGUACUGUAGUACAAUACCAUGCAAAUAGAUCAUAAAAAUGGGGUCAUGAUGCAUACACAUCAUUUUGAUCAAAAUUGUAUUGAUUAUACACAAAUAUACAAGGGGGUUUACCUGGUUUGUUAGAAAAAUAAUUAUUAAUAUUGCUAUUUUGUUGAUUUUACUGUUACUUGUAAUGUGAUAAUUACAUCCUGUGUAGUAUGUAUUCCAAUCAUCCACCCUUGCAGAAAAGUAUGAUUACACGCACACAUAGAUAAAUGCACAUGCACACAUACAACCUACACACAGACACAUGCGCACACACACAAACACAUACAAACACACACGCAUGCACACACAAACACACAUACUUGAUACUGUUCUGUUGUUUUUUUGUUGUUUUGUUUUUUUAAUUAAAUAAAAGAAAUCAGAGCUGAAUCAAAUAUAUGCUCCUCCCAAAAUUUCUAAAGAUGCUACAUAAUUAAAGAGGAAGGAGGAGGGAAACGAAUGCUUGCUUAUACAAUCUAAAUAAAAUACAAUGAAAUAA